Molecule: messenger RNA, 656 nt
Organism: Drosophila eugracilis
Lineage: Eukaryota; Metazoa; Arthropoda; Insecta; Diptera; Drosophilidae
Exons: 3
Coding region: 115-570 (151 amino acids)
Source: RefSeq, a predicted model, not a curated record
AUCAUAUUUUUUGGAUUUUCGUUUCUAUCACAACAAGCCAAAUCCGCUCCAAAAUUCAAUUUUAACAUUUUCAAAAUUAACAAAGUUAUUUUCAAAUUCUUAAAUUCUUAAAACAUGGCAUAUAGCGGUAUGGAGCUACCCGGAAUAUUUUGUCCAGAUGAAAGCGUUGAGCAGUUUGCAAGACUUUACGGAAGUGAUAAUGUUGGAAAAAUGAUGAUAAUAGCCUCGACCACUCGGCCUCAAAACAAUUAUCCAAUUAAUAUGCAAGCCCCAGUUCAUCCACAAACUGGAACAAUGGAAGCCAACCCCUCCAGGUUCAACCGGAAUCCACCAACAGUUGACGACCGAAAUCUAAGAUAUAUUCCUCCAUAUAAUGCUUACGCACUCCAAGGAUCUAGGCCCAACAUCCAUGGCGGAUGUGGUGACCACUACCAUACUUCAUCGAAUUUCAAGAACUAUAAGCCUGAAUAUCCUGCGCAUCACGCCCAGCAAGAGGUUCAUAGUCAACAGGGAAUGCAUAUGAAUUAUUCGUGUCUACCUCCGCCUGGACCGAGAUUUGCGUGGCUUUAAGCCGUAUAUAAACUUUCCUUGUAUGAAACUUAUUGUAGGUGAACUGUUUAAUUACAUAUCAAAAUAUAAUGUUGUAACGCUCUUCA